This is a messenger RNA of Lycium barbarum (goji berry), 1549 nucleotides long. RefSeq names its product BAG family molecular chaperone regulator 3-like. The transcript is spliced from 4 exons. Gene Ontology annotation, cellular component: cytoplasm. Gene Ontology annotation, molecular function: protein-folding chaperone binding; adenyl-nucleotide exchange factor activity. The record is from RefSeq and is a predicted model, not a curated record. Lineage: Eukaryota; Viridiplantae; Streptophyta; Magnoliopsida; Solanales; Solanaceae. Gene Ontology annotation, biological process: protein stabilization. Bases 398 to 1243 code for a protein of 281 amino acids.
UAGCCAUUCAUUCUUCUUUCUAUCCCUUCUUAUCACUCCACAUUUUAAGUUUGCAAAAAAUCAUUAGAGUAUAAUUUAUGAUAUUAUUUCUGAAACUUCACUAGAAACGUCCCUGAAGUUUUUUUUUUUUUUUACCUUUAGACUCAAGCACAAAGAUAAAUAGCCUAGUAAAGUCACAAGCAACAAAAACCACUUUGGUAUUUCAUAAGAACAUAACAUUGUUAUUGUUGUGCUUCUGACAUUGUGGGUCAGAAUCUUUGUGGUUCUUUCUUUUCUUCAUUCAUGGGGUUGUUCUUAGCUUAGCAGACAAGCACUUGAAGGAAAAAAAAAAACCAUUUUCAUCAACUUUUGACAUUUCAUAAAUUCCCUUCAAUUAUCACAACAAAAACUUGUCAAUAUGAGCAAAGACUUGUUGAGAAUGAAGACUAAUAAGAAGCCAAAUGGGAAUGGACUUUCAUCUUCAGCAUGGGAGAUGAGGCCAGGAGGAAUGUUAGUACAAAAGAGAAAUUCUGAUUCCAAUCAAAGUUCAGUUACAGUUCCCACAAUUAGACUCAAAGUCAAAUAUGGUUCAUCUUAUCAUGAAGUCAAAAUGAGUUCACAAGCAACUUUUGGGGAAUUGAAGAAAAUGUUGGCAGGACCAACUGGAUUACAUUCUGAAGAUCAAAAAAUAUUUUACAAGGAGAAAGAAAGAGAUUCAAGAGGGUUUCUUGAUGUAGCUGGUUUAAAAGAUGGAUCAAAACUUGUACUAAUUGAGGAUGAGAUAAGCAGAGAAAAAAGGUAUCUUGAAUCAAGAAGAAAUGCAAAAAUGGAAAAUGCAUCAAAGGAAAUCACAGCUAUUAGAUUUGAAAUUGAUAAGCUAGCUAAACAGGUUGCUAAUGUUGAAAUGGACAUUUAUGGUGGCAAGAAAGUAACAGAGAGUUUGCUAUUAAGUUUGAUUGAAUUGUUGAUGACACAAUUGAUUAAAUUGGAUGGAAUUACUGCUGAUGGUGAUCUCAAAUCGCAGAGAAGAAUGCAGGUGAAAAGGGUGCAAAAAUACAUUGAGACUCUAGACAUGUUGAAAAUAAGAAAUUCAGCACUUGGAAAUCACAAUGCCAAAGUGCCAAUGCACCACAAAAAUAGAAUAUUCACAGGGCAGAUGCCAAAAUCAGUUUACUAUCAACAAGAACAAAGGAAGAUGGGAAAUUUUGCUGAUCAGAGAAACCCAGGGCCAGUUGUGGUGACAACAAAAUGGGAAACUUUCUAAGAAUGGAUUAAAAAAAAAAAAAGGCCAAAGGAAUAUUAGUGUGUGCUUUGAAAAAAAAUAUAUUCAGAUUGCAUAUUUUCAGAGUGGCUUUGGUGGGAAGGGUAUAAUGUUAGGGGGUACAGAAAUAAAUUUUGGUUUGUGAAUUCAUUUGCCUUCAUUUUUUCUCUAUUUAGAUUUUGACCCCAGUUGUUCUUGGGUUAAAAGAUAAUGUGGUGAUGUAUUAUGUGGCCUUUGAAUUCCAAGUUGUAUAAAUGUAUAUAUAAUGCCAGCACCUGGUGAAUAGAUAAAAUUAUGGUUCUACUUGAA